This is a messenger RNA of Sardina pilchardus (European sardine), 1185 nucleotides long. RefSeq names its product solute carrier family 35 member F4 (gene slc35f4). The record is from RefSeq and is a predicted model, not a curated record. Gene Ontology annotation, biological process: transmembrane transport. The coding region runs from base 1 to 1185 and encodes 394 amino acids. Lineage: Eukaryota; Metazoa; Chordata; Actinopteri; Clupeiformes; Clupeidae. Gene Ontology annotation, molecular function: transmembrane transporter activity. Gene Ontology annotation, cellular component: membrane. The transcript has 7 exons.
AUGAAGCAAUAUGGUCAGGAGGGUUAUGAGUCCCAUAGAGAGAUACCUGCCAGUGAAUCAAGUGGUGAGGACACAUCCUAUAAAACCUUCACAAGAACAGUGUUCAAAGUGCUGGGCGGUUUGCUGGUGGUGCUCUGUGUGUCCUCAUCCUUGGUGGGAACCACACAGUUGGUCCAGCUCACCUAUGAGUCUUUCCCAUGUCCUUUCUUCAUCUCCUGGUUCAGCAGUAACUGGAAUGUCUUCUUCUUUCCAUUAUAUUACUUUGGAUAUAUGUCAACCACACAGGAGAAACAGAGUCUGAUUCAGAAAUUCAGGGAGUGCAGCUGUGUUUUUGGAGAAGAGGGAAUGACUCUCAAACUGUUUGUAAAAAGGACAGCACCUUUCUCCAUCCUUUGGACACUAACAAACUAUCUUCAUCUGCUGGCCCUACACAAGCUAACAGCUACAGAUGCAUCAGCUUUAUACUGCUGUCACAAAGCUUUUGUUUUCCUGCUGUCCUGGAUGAUUCUCAAGGACCGUUUCAUGGGUAUAAGAAUUGUUGCUGCAAUUAUGUCCAUCACUGGCAUUGUUAUGAUGGCCUAUGCAGAUGGCUUCCAGGGUGAUUCUAUCCUUGGUGUGGCUUUAGCUGUGGGCUCUGCCUGCACCUUGGCACUCUAUAAGGUCCUGUUAAAGAUGUUCUUGGACAGUGGAAGACUUGGAGAGGCAACACAUUUCUUCUCUACAAUGGGAUUAUUUAAUUUCAUCUUCAUCUCUGGUGUGCCCCUGAUACUCUACCUCACUCAUGUGGAGCACUGUGGCUCUCUGUCGUCACUGCCCUGGGGAUACUUAUGUGGAAUAGCUGGUCUCUGGCUUGUCUUUAAUGUGUCAGUCAAUGUGGGGAUUUUUUUAACCUACCCCAUCCUUAUCUCCAUUGGCACCUUACUCAGUGUACCAGGCAAUGCAGCUGUUGAUGUGUUGAAGCACGAAGUCACCUUCAGUGUGGUGCGUCUAGUGGCCACUUGCAUUAUUUGUCUGGGGUUCCUGCUGCUGCUUCUGCCAGAAGAAUGGGACUCUCUUAUUUUGCACUUCCUGGCAACUCUUACUGAUAAGAAGUCUGAUGAUCAUGGAGAGGAGUUGACUGAGUCUAGGAUUCAUACGUGUACCUUUAGCCAGGCCAACGGUGCUGUCUCAAUUCCCUUGGCUUGA